Molecule: messenger RNA, 1256 nt
Organism: Brassica oleracea var. oleracea
Lineage: Eukaryota; Viridiplantae; Streptophyta; Magnoliopsida; Brassicales; Brassicaceae
Exons: 4
Coding region: 53-1174 (373 amino acids)
Molecular function (GO): protein binding
Source: RefSeq, a predicted model, not a curated record
CUUCUUCUCUGACGUAUAAUGGUAGUCUGACCAAAGAUUUUCAAAAAAUAUAAUGGGGAAAACAAGCAAGUGGAUUCGAAAUUUCUUAACGGGAAAGAAGGAGAGAUCAAAGGAAAAGAUUAUCCAGAGUGAGUGUGGUGGAUUCACUUCACCGGUUCCAGGUAUUCCUAAAGAGAAACGUCGAUGGAUUUUUAGACGUUCUUCUUCCACUAGACCACCAGUUUGUGCUUCUACCCUCAAAGUUUCAUCUCCACCGGUUCAACCGUCACUGCCUCCACCGCCACAACCAUUUGAGGUCGCAAACGUGGACACUGAACAUGAUGAGAACAAGGGCGCGGAGAUUGCAAUGGCUGUUGAAGAAUUUGCAGCAGUGAAGAUUCAGGCCUACUAUCGUUCCCAUUUGGCGAGGAAAGCAUUAAGAGCCUUAAAAGGGUUAGUGAAAUUGCAAGCACUUGUGAGAGGUCAUUUAGUGAGGAAACGAGCAACAGCUACACUUCGAUGCAUGCAAGCGUUGAUUACACUUCAGGCUAAAGCUCGAGAACAGAGGAUUCGUACGAUAGGAGAUUCAACACCAAAAUCCACAAAUCCAAGAACACCGAUUCAUAAAACCCGGAUCAGUGACAUUUACCACGAGAAUGACGAGAACAUCGAGAAUGUGGAAAUGGAGAUUCAGUCCAAAUUUUACUCUCCGGCUCCUUCUAUAACCGAUAUGAGUCCUAGCCAUUUCGAGGAUUGUAACUCGUUCAGCAGAGCUCAACGCAGUCCUCAGUGUUUCGGAUUCAAAGAGUAUUACAAUGGAGAUACUUUGUCUUCUUACGGCUAUCCUCUCUUCCCAAAUUACAUGGCUAAUACUCAGUCUUCUAAAGCCAAGGCUCGGUCUCAGAGUGCGCCGAAGCAGAGACCUUACGAGAUGUACGAGAAGCAUACGAGCGCGAGGAGAAGAUCUAACGUGGAAGCACCGAGGAACGGUGUACUUAAGGCCGUACGGAUGCAUAGAGCUUCAUCUCAAUUAGGAAAGGAAAGUCAACAUGAGUAUUAUCCGUGGAUGGCGACUAAGUUCCAUAGAUCAAACAUUUCGCUUAUGGCGAGUGAGUGCGGAUCUACCAGUACAUUUAUGACCAAUACCAACUACGGUAGAGAUGUUGAUGUUCAGGGGAACGUGCAACAAGCGUGAUUUAGAAAUUCUUAAGUGAUAUGAGAUAUUACUGGAAAAAACAUAGACCAGUCUAGAAACUAAAGAAUGGUUCAAGGAAGAA